AAAAUUCACGCCAUGAGGCAGUCGAUGACCUCCUUAGGUCAUAGGUUAAAAUGUCAACCACACGAGUGCUCCAUCGAAUCGUGCCUCUACCAGUUCACCACCAUGGAGAUGCUGACCGGUAACAACAAGUACCUCUGCUCGCACUGCAACAAGGGCCUGGGCAAAAAGGCCAAAUACACGAUAGCCAACAGACAGGCCCUCAUCUUUGUGCCCCCGUCCAUCCUCACCCUACACCUUAAAAGAUUUCAACAGACGAUAAUGUCACUGAAGAAGCUCAGUAAGCACGUUACGUUUUCUGAGAUUUUGGACAUGGCGCCUUUCUGCAGUUCUUUGGCUCAGAAUGUGAAACCGAAUGAAGACAAAGUUUUGUAUUCAUUGUUCGGCGUUGUUGAACACAGCGGAAGUUUGAGGAGCGGUCAUUACACCGCCUACGUCAAGGUCAGGGACGACAUCAAAGAUACUGCAUCUUCGAUUCCUUUGCAGCCAAACGGAAUAGGAAAUAAAUCCGUCGUGGGAAGUGAAAACUCAUCAGUAGGUCCCUAUCCUGGAAGAUGGUUUUACGUUAGUGACGGUAACGUCAGUGAAGUGAAGAACAUAUCGAACGUCUUGAAUUCCCAGGCUUAUAUUUUGUUCUAUGAAAGAAUAUUAUAA
Molecule: messenger RNA, 651 nt
Organism: Helobdella robusta
Lineage: Eukaryota; Metazoa; Annelida; Clitellata; Rhynchobdellida; Glossiphoniidae
Exons: 5
Biological process (GO): protein deubiquitination
Cellular component (GO): cytosol; nucleus
Molecular function (GO): cysteine-type endopeptidase activity; cysteine-type deubiquitinase activity
Source: RefSeq, a predicted model, not a curated record